Messenger RNA from Periophthalmus magnuspinnatus, 1836 nucleotides. It is a transcript of the gene chchd4b, whose product is annotated as coiled-coil-helix-coiled-coil-helix domain containing 4b. NCBI's taxonomy places the organism in Eukaryota, Metazoa, Chordata, Actinopteri, Gobiiformes, Gobiidae. The record is from RefSeq and is a predicted model, not a curated record. Gene Ontology annotation, cellular component: mitochondrial intermembrane space. The coding region runs from base 188 to 622 and encodes 144 amino acids. The transcript has 3 exons. Gene Ontology annotation, molecular function: protein-disulfide reductase activity. Gene Ontology annotation, biological process: protein import into mitochondrial intermembrane space.
GUACCGAAGAAGAGUAUGUCACUCAUGGAUGUAGCGGCACCGUCUCCUGCUAAUACGAGAGUUAUCAAAUUUUACAGCUGAUCCCGGGGUUUAUUUCUCUUUAGGAUGACCUUAUAUGGAUCGCGUUGUUAAACCUGAACGCGAGGAUUCUUUAUAGAAGGAGUGUAACCCAAUAAAAGUUGAGAAAAUGCCGACGAUUAUAGAAGAAGGGAAAGACACGAUCAUAUUUGUCACCAAAGAAGACCACGAAGCUCCAAGUAAUGCUGAACUCGUGGAAGAAGAUCCAAAUGAUCCGUAUGAAGAAAGAGGCCUGAUUCUUCCCAGUGGAGAAAUCAACUGGAACUGCCCGUGUCUGGGGGGCAUGGCCAGCGGUCCAUGUGGCUCUGAGUUUAAAGAGGCCUUCUCGUGUUUUCACUACAGUAAAGAAGAGGUGAAAGGCUCCGAGUGUCUGGACCAGUUUAGAUCCAUGCAGGAGUGUAUGCAGCGCUACCCAGAGCUCUACCCACAAGAGGACGAGAAAGACGAGAAAGACAAGCAAGAACAAGCAACUGAGAGCGGGGCAAAUGCUGCAUCUGAGGGACAAAAGGACAAUGAUACAACAGAAUCUGAAGUUAAGAGCUAACACUGAAGAUUAUUGGAGCAGGGAUUCAAAGAGAAUACUAUUUGGGUUACAAUAGUAUAUAAAAUGAAUUAUAAGUGUGACUAGGGCUGCAACGGUUAACUGGAAUAAUUGUGACUAUAGAAACAGUUAUGUAAACAGUGUAUCUUGAUAAGCAAAAUCUGACACUUACACGCAUGGAAAAGACAUUUUACUGUAAGCCAAGUUUAUUUAUAUAGCACAAUUUGUACACGAAGUAAUUCAAAGUGCUUUACAGAAUGAGAAAGAUAUUAAAAUCACAAUACAACAAAUACGAUGGUAGUAUUAAAGGUGAACUGUGUAUCUUUUCUGGUGGAGUAGUAAUCGUUCACUUAACUGAUUAAUUGAAAAGAAAAUUGCUGACUAUUUGGCUACUAAAAUAAUAAUAAUAAUCAUUAGUUGCAGCCCUAGUGUGAUUGACUGCUUGUUAUAUUGUGAGUCAGUGCUCUUGUUAAAUGCAGCUCUAUGCUCAAACUCUGUUACAUCCCAUCUCCGUUUACCCUGUGUUCCCAUUGGUCUGCCUCAGGGUGACAGGUUGAUUUAACCAAUCACAGUGAAGUGUGAUUGGUUAAUUCAUUGCUUAUUUAUCAUAAAUUGUUUUUCAAAAUGCCAAAAUUGUAGCAACAUGUUACCCUGGUGGCUUCUUUUAAAUAGUCAGUCUAAAUGUAUCGAUUUUCACUCUUUUUAGUUGACUCGACCAGAAAAUCUAUCGAUGAAAUUUAGCUAAAAAUGACAGUUCCAAGCCUAGUUCAUAAUUUGACUAUAAUGAUGGCAGUUUAGCAUCAAACAAGAGAUAAGUCUGUUUUGUUGUUGUUGUUUUUUUUCCAUUUCUGAUCUACCAUAGUUGAAUGCUAGUUUAAUAAUUAAGCAUAAAACACUGUACUGUAAUCACAACUUUUUUCUAUGAAAACCGGAUCAUUUCUGAACCUACAGUGAAACAUUUACUUGAACACAACUUAAACUGUAAUGUGUGAGACUUUUAUAAUUAAAAUAGCUUUACCACUAUUUUUGAUUUGCCUUGCUUUAAUGUGAUCUUUCUGUGCAGUUUAUUUUUAAAGCUGCAGAAUAAGGCUAUUUUGUACUCUUUCUGCCCCAUAUUAAGAACUUUACUGUAGGUGAGGGGUGUAUUUUAUGUUUCAAACCCUAGAAAAUGUUUAAUCUGACCAUGGCUUUUUUCAGCUUUGUAAAACUGGCUACAC